Messenger RNA from Fusarium proliferatum ET1, 408 nucleotides. Its product is annotated as putative peptidyl-prolyl cis-trans isomerase nima-interacting 4. Gene Ontology annotation, biological process: rRNA processing. Lineage: Eukaryota; Fungi; Ascomycota; Sordariomycetes; Hypocreales; Nectriaceae. Gene Ontology annotation, molecular function: peptidyl-prolyl cis-trans isomerase activity; DNA binding. The coding region runs from base 1 to 408 and encodes 135 amino acids. The transcript has 2 exons. The record is from RefSeq and is a predicted model, not a curated record.
AUGGGGAAAAACGACAAGAAGGGUGCCGACAAGGGAGGCAAGGGCAAGGCAGACAAGGGUAAAGAUGCAAAAGACUCUGGCGGCAAAUCCAAAGGUGCUCAGAGUAUCAACGUCCGUCACAUUCUGUGCGAGAAACAUGCUAAGAAGGAGGAGGCUUUGGCGAAGUUGAACGACGGCCUCAAGUUCGAUGAGGUCGCACGAGAGUACUCAGAAGACAAGGCAAGGCAAGGUGGUUCACUGGGGUGGAAGACCAAGGGUAGCCUGGACCCCAAGUUUGAGGAGGUGGCUUUUGCUCUUGAGUCCAGCACAACCGCCAGUCCGAAAUUUGUAGAGUGCAAGACGGAGUUUGGAUAUCAUAUCAUCAUGGUAAGUUCACAACUUCUUGCACAAGUAUCGAUCCGAGAUUAA